AUGAGAGAUGAAAACUGCAAGAAAACCAAGGUUUCUUGGCCUAAAACCCUCAAGAGAUGGUUUAAUAUCAAGAGCAAAGCUGAAGAUUUCCAUGCUGAUGAUUUCAGUUCUGGAGGUGGAGAUGAAGAAUGGAGGAACAAUUUCCAUGAAAGAGAAACCUGCAACAUCAAGAAAAACAAAAGAACAGAGAGAUCAAGCAAGAAGAAUCGAAAUAAGGUUGAUCUUGAUGCUGCCCAAGUGAGGGAUGUCGAUAAUUAUAGGAUCUUCGUAGCCACCUGGAAUGUCGCCGGAAAAUCGCCAACCGGUGGUUUGAAUCUUGAAGAUUGGUUACACACUUCACCUCCUGCUGACAUUUAUGUUCUUGGGUUUCAAGAAGUCGUUCCUCUAAACGCUGGAAACGUAUUGGGGACGGAAGACAACGGGCCGGCUAAAAAAUGGCUAGCGCUCAUACGGAAAACGCUUAACAGUCUUCCGGGAACAAGCGGUGGAUUCCACACCACCUCACCGGUCCCCGAUCCAGUUGUGGAGUUAGACGCAGAUUUCGAAGGAUCCACGAGACAGAAAACCGCGUCUUUCUUCCAACGUCGGUCUUUCCAAUCGUUGAGUCGUAGCAUGAGGAUGAGGGAGAGCGAAAUGGCACCACCACAGCCGCAGUUCGAGCGCCGAUAUAGCGUAUGCGAUCGUGCCAUGUUUGGAGACCGGCCGUUGGAUUAUGAACCUUAUUUCCGAUGGGGUGGUGGAUCUUCAGAUGAAGAUAAUGGGCCCGAUGAUUCACCUAACGACACACAUUACUCACAAAUCCCGUUUAGCGGAUCUUUUUUGAUUGAGGAUAGCGAUAAACCGACCGGAAACUCGAGAUAUUGUUUGGUUGCAAGCAAGCAAAUGGUUGGAAUAUAUCUAACAGUUUGGGUAAAGAGGGAUCUUAGAGAUAGUGUUAGAAACAUGAAAGUUUCUUGUGUAGGUAGAGGAUUAAUGGGCUAUCUAGGAAACAAGGGUUCGAUCUCAAUUAGCAUGUCAUUGCACCAAACAAGCUUUUGCUUCAUUUGUAGUCACUUGACUUCGGGCCAAAAGGAAGGCGAUGAGUUGAGGCGAAACUCGGAUGUUAUGGAAAUUCUGAGAAAAACUCGGUUUCCGAGAGUGCAACGAAUGGGAGAUGAGAACUCGCCUCAAACGAUCCUCGAUCACGAUCGGAUUAUAUGGCUUGGCGACUUGAAUUACCGAAUUGCCCUUUCAUACCGAGCUGCUAAGGCACUUGUAGAGAUGCGUAAUUGGAGGGCAUUGUUGGAAAAUGAUCAGCUUCGAAUAGAACAAAGAAGGGGGCGAGCGUUCUACGGAUGGAACGAAGGGGCGAUAUAUUUCCCUCCAACUUAUAAAUAUUCAAAUAACUCCGACCGAUACGCAGGCGAUGAUAUGCACCCGAAAGAAAAACGAAGAACUCCCGCAUGGUGUGAUCGAAUAUUAUGGUACGGUAACGGACUCCAUCAAAUGUCGUAUGUUCGUGGGGAAUCAAGAUUUUCGGAUCAUAGACCCGUCUAUAGCAUAUUUCUAGCGGAAGUUGAAUCUAUCAACCGUAACCGAAUCAAGAAAAACUCAAAUUGUUCUUCGCGGAUUGAGGUCGAAGAACUACUUCCAUACUCACGCGUAUAUGGCGAUCAUAACUUAUACUGAGGAUUCGCUUAGCAUCGAAGCAAGCAUUUUGCAUUUCUUGAAGAAACCGAAGAACACGAAUUCUGUUUUCCGGAUUCUGCUCGUACGAGUACCAGACCACCGUUGUUA
This is a messenger RNA of Cynara cardunculus var. scolymus (artichoke), 1776 nucleotides long. RefSeq names its product type I inositol polyphosphate 5-phosphatase 4-like. Gene Ontology annotation, biological process: phosphatidylinositol dephosphorylation. Gene Ontology annotation, molecular function: phosphatidylinositol-3,4,5-trisphosphate 5-phosphatase activity; phosphatidylinositol-4,5-bisphosphate 5-phosphatase activity; inositol-polyphosphate 5-phosphatase activity. Bases 1 to 1668 code for a protein of 555 amino acids. The record is from RefSeq and is a predicted model, not a curated record. The transcript has 11 exons. NCBI's taxonomy places the organism in Eukaryota, Viridiplantae, Streptophyta, Magnoliopsida, Asterales, Asteraceae.